AUGGCCGCAGCCAGCCCCCUGCGCACGGAGAGUGUCUCGCUUAGAGCCAAACAGUAGAGUGGAAGACCCGACCCGGCCGGGGGAAGAGGCCAGGGCCGGAGGCGGAGCCGAGAGCCGCCGGGAUCUGCCGGGGCCGGGCCUCGCACUUCGGUCCAGGCUCUGCCCGCCGUGCCCCCUGGUCCCUGCGGCUUUCGUGGCUCUGGCGCCGCGUCCUGGGUCUUUCUGGCGGGUCGGGACGCAUCUCGGCUGCGCUGGCCGAACCUCGGCUCGGCGCUGAGUCGUGACUGGGCCCGUCCCAGCAAGGGGAUGGCGAGCCUGGCUUUCCCGGGCGGGGCCUCUCCGGGUUUUAGUGGCACCCGGGCCAGGAGCUCCCUGGUUGUCGGACCUGGAACCUGGAAACUGGCGCUUAAGAGACAGCGUCACGGCUUCCCGAGCGGGCAGCCGAGCCCGGCGAAUGCCCUGGGCUCCCUUCACCGAGAGGCUGGCGGAGGCGCGGGGAUUUCGGUCCCCACCGCGAAGGGCCGUUCGGGGCGACGGGUGGAGGUGGCUCGGGUGUCCUCGCCUAGGAAAGGAUGCGGGUUUCUUUUCUGGGGAAGGGGGUGGGGGAGAACGCGUCCAAGCGGUCGGCCACACCAGGAUUCCGGGGAGCGCCGUGUUCGGCCCUGAAUAGGACAGGAUUGACCGAGGCGCUGGGGACCGAGCCCGCGAGUGACAAAGGCGUAGUCAGGGAGAGCUGAAUCCAAGGUUGGCCUGUCCUUGGGUUUUAAAACAAAGCGAAAUAAUUUUGUCAGUCAGGCCGCGUCCACGGAGCUGGAGGCCUAGGAAUAUACAAAAGGCCUCGUUUCUGGCGGCCCAGGAUGGCCGCGGACAAAAGCGCUGGCUUGGGCGGGUUCUCUGGGAACUGAGGUUUGGGGUUGCAAGGAGGUUCCCCCCUUCAGCCGAUUUUCCACCCAGCUAGUACAAAACACACACACACACUGCGUCAACACACUCUUUUUGGCUCCGGAUCUUGCCGAGUAAACACAAAUACGUGGGGGGAGGGAGUGGAAGAUGGCGGCGGGACCCGGGAGGACUGCGGGCUGCGCGUCGUUAUCCGCUCCGCGCAGGGCGCCCCGGCCUGGGUUUUACGUUUCUGUGCCACCAAAGCGGGGAGGGCGUUUCUUUCCCCAGACCCUGAAGCCCAGCCAGGGGUGUCGCCGAUGCCCUCUACGAAUGGCGAGGGUCUUGGACGAAGCCUGGGCUGCGCCCACCACUCGGCUUGGGAUCCGUCCCCCGCCCUAAAGAUGGCUCCCGGCCGCUGCUUGCCCAGCGACUGCGGGCACCCGGGCAGCGGGGCGCGGGCCGGGAGGGGGCAAAGAUCGGGACGCGCGUAGGUCGUCCGAGGCGGGUGGCUCCUCGGAGUAGCCGGCUCGCGCCCCCACCCGAGCUGCAGCUCGGAGAACCGGCACUGCCGGGCAGGGUCUGUCCGGGGAGCCCCGCUGCGCGGCCGGGAACCGGGAGCCGCCGCCGUCGCCACCUACGCGUUCCCAGGCCCUGCACCCGGGCGAGCUCUGGCGGGAGGGCCGCGCAGCGGCUCGCGCGGGUGCGGGUAUGUGCAGGGAGGGGAGCGCAAGGGGGCUGCAGCCCACAAAGACCCGGGGUAUGGGUGGGGGAGGGGGCCUCGCCUGCCCCGAACCUCGGCCCUAAUGAAAUGCAGGCUUGGUUCGCCCCUCCAUCCAGGCGCACACUUGGAAAAUGCAAACGCCAUUGGCAAAUCCAGGGCAAACAGGCAGAAUUUUUAUUAGCAACUAAAUGAUUUAUGGCACACAUACCCCGCCGUCAAAAUUACGGCGUCUUGAGCAUCCAGGAGUGAAAACAUUAAACAUUUAUAAA
Messenger RNA from Aethalodelphis obliquidens (Pacific white-sided dolphin), 1872 nucleotides. Its product is annotated as long intergenic non-protein coding RNA 2983. The transcript has a single exon. The record is from RefSeq and is a predicted model, not a curated record. Lineage: Eukaryota; Metazoa; Chordata; Mammalia; Artiodactyla; Delphinidae.